UGUGCUCUGGGAUGAGAUUGAGGAAGAUUUUACUUUGGGUUCUCAGAUUCUCUUAGUGAAGAAUGGUUCUGACAAAUGGUUCUUCGGUAACAGAAUUCAUUCUCUUGGGUUUAACGGACAACCCUGACCUCCAAAUACCCCUGUUCUUAGUUUUUCUAGUAAUGUAUAUGAUCACUGCCUUGGGAAAUUUGACUUUGAUCAUUCUAAUUGUUCUGAACUCUCACCUUCAUACCCCCAUGUACUUUUUCCUCUUUAACUUGUCUUUCAUAGACCUCUGCUAUUCUUCUGUUGUUACACCCAAAAUGCUGAUGAACUUCUUAGUAAAGAAGAAUGUUAUUGGUUUUGCAGGAUGUAUGACCCAGCUCUACUUCUUUUGUUUUUUUGUCAUCUCUGAAUGUUAUGUGCUGACUUCAAUGGCCUAUGAUCGCUAUGUGGCUAUCUGCAAUCCACUCAUGUAUAAUGUUGCCAUGUCCCCUAAGGUCUGCUUCUUUCUUAUGAUUGGUUCAUAUUUGAUGGGGUUUUUUGAUGCCAUGAUCCACACCGGAUGCAUCCUGAGACUGACUUUCUGUGAUGGGAACGCAAUCAACCACUACUUCUGUGAUCUCCUGCCUUUGAUGAAACUCUCCUGCACCAGCACCUAUGUCAAUGAGAUCGAGAUUUUCAUUGUAGGGGGGAAGGAUAUUACUCUACCCAGUAUUGUCGUCUUUAUAUCUUAUGGCUUCAUCCUUUCUAGUAUCCUCCAAAUAAGAUCCACUGCUGGAAAGUCCAAAGCCUUCAGCACCUGCAGUUCCCACAUAAUUGCCGUUUCCAUGUUCUAUGGAUCAUGUGCAUUUAUGUACCUAAAACCCUCCUCAAUUGGAUCUUUGAAUGAGGGAAAAGUAUCUUCUGUUUUCUAUAAUAUUGUGGUCCCCAUGAUGAACCCUUUAAUCUACAGCUUGAGGAACAAAGAUGUUAAAGUUGCCCUGAGAAAAACUCUGAAUAGAAAAAAGUUUUGA
Molecule: messenger RNA, 995 nt
Organism: Peromyscus leucopus (white-footed mouse)
Lineage: Eukaryota; Metazoa; Chordata; Mammalia; Rodentia; Cricetidae
Product: olfactory receptor 145-like
Exons: 2
Coding region: 63-995 (310 amino acids)
Biological process (GO): sensory perception of smell; G protein-coupled receptor signaling pathway
Cellular component (GO): membrane
Molecular function (GO): olfactory receptor activity; G protein-coupled receptor activity; odorant binding
Source: RefSeq, a predicted model, not a curated record